This is a messenger RNA of Magallana angulata, 5501 nucleotides long. RefSeq names its product zinc finger protein 791-like. Bases 594 to 3347 code for a protein of 917 amino acids. Lineage: Eukaryota; Metazoa; Mollusca; Bivalvia; Ostreida; Ostreidae. The record is from RefSeq and is a predicted model, not a curated record. The transcript has 2 exons.
UUGUUUAUUGCUGAAUGCAAGUUAUGUUAAUCGUGAAAAUUCUCCCAUUUUCACAGACAUCGAACCAGUAUCAGGUGUUUAGUGGCUUUGUCUGUGCAUUAAAUUAGCAUUCGAACCCAGAUCCGCCUAGAGGAAGGUCAGGGUCAUGAAUAUUUUAUCUUUUGUUUGGCAAUCAGGAAUGUUUUCAUUGAGUCGAUACGCUAUUAAUGCGAUAUUUUCUUAUCAAGCUUAGCUAAAUUAUCGAUGAUAAAAAGAUUUUUGUGUUUAUAGCGUUAAAAAUAUUAAACUUUAGAAGUUUCGAGUCAGCUGAGAGACGAGACCGAGUUUUGUCAUUUAUGAUUGUGCUAAAAGACGGAAAACCACAACUUAGACAUGAUAGAGAACAAUAAAUGAUAUGAAGAUGUGCAAAGAUGUUUGGGAUAACAUGAGACACCGAUGCAACUUAGAUUUGGAAACAGCUUACAUUACCUGUAAACACAUAUUUUCUAAACAUAUUUUAAAAAGUAUGUAACUUAAGAAGACACCAGUAAAAAGAUUAAAUAAUGAAAGAAAACUUAAAGUGAGAAACUCGGGAACUUGCACAAAAAUUCAAAAUGAAUUCACAGCAACAACAUCGUGACCCUAUCCGAGAUAUUUUCUCCAAUCCGAUCCUUUGGACCAAUGGGAGCUCUCGUGAUAAAAUGGAGGCGAUGUCCAAACUGGAUUCAAUACUGUACAGCACAAUAAACAACAUGGUAAAGAGGGAGCCAGAAAGUUUAGACAACGACCAUUGCAACCAUCAACGACCGCCCCACCCCUCAAUGAUGAUGGGGUCCCAAUUUUUCAUGAGUUCACAUGAAAGUGCAAUGGACCACUUAAAUAUUCCAUUGAAUUCCAGUGUUCUUCCAGAUUCCAAAAGUUUGCAAGUUGAUUCAGGUCAUUCCACUAUAAAUGAAACUGCUGGAGCAAGUUCCUCCAGAAGAAGCUUAGCUUUCAAAAAGAAACCGAAUAUAAACCUACCCAAAGAAAUGAACACCGAUAUGGAUGCCAUGUUUGAUAAGUAUGAAAAUAUCACAGACAGCAGACCCAUGGAACUUGGUCUUGGGGACAAUAGGCAUAAUUUUGUGAACCAUUCCCAAAAUAAAGCUACUUUGAUGAAGAAUUCAGGUCUAGAAAACUCUGAUGAUAUGCAGAUGUUUACACGGUUCUCAGGGAAUAGUAUGUUCAUUGAACUGGGAAACAGCCAAAGUGUGGUACAUUCAAAGGAGGUUAGUGCGUUACCUGAAAAAGAAUCUAUGGAUAUUCCUCAAGCAACGCAGUUGAAUUUAGAUAUUUGCGAAAACGAAUUAACAAAUGAGGUUAGUGAAGACAAUAAAACAAAUGAUGGUGAAAAUGCAAUCACUGAAGAACAAAACCGACUUAAACCUACUAAAGGAACUAGGAAAUAUUUCAUCAAAAUUAUCAAUGGAAAGAAAUUUCAUGAAUGUUCACUGUGUACCAAACUGUUCAAAACCAGAGCUGAAAGAAAAGCCCACAACAGAAUGCAUAGAGAAACCAUAAUGGACGUUGAUGUUAAAGUCAUCGACGGCAAGAGAUGGCGUGAAUGCUCAGAGUGCUCGAAACUCUUUAAGACUCGCAAAGAAUUGCGCAUUCAUUUUCGCAUCCAUUCCAAUGAAAAACCGUAUUCCUGUGAAGUAUGUGGCAAAGCUUUUAAACAAAUUGCUCACAUGAACUCCCACAUGAAAAUUCACUCAGGAGAGAAACCGCACACCUGUGAUUUAUGUGGGAUGAACUUCAGUGAACGAUCAAGUCUGAAGCGUCAUGUUCGAAGGCAUCUUGGAAUUCGUCCAUAUCAGUGUGAAGUUUGUGAGAAGACGUUCUAUACUAGUACCACACUCAAAUCGCACAAAGAAUCUCACGAAAUUCGGUCAGGAACAAAGGCUCGCUAUGACUGUACCAUCUGCAAGAAGAGUUAUUCCAGGAAAGAGACUUUAAACAAACACAUGAAAACUCAUGACCCUGAACAGAGAAUAACCUGUGAGAAAUGUGGAUGUUAUUUUCUGACCAAAGCCCAUCUGAAACGUCAUCAGCUAACUCAUAAGGUAAGCGAGGAUAAAAACGAGGACUACAAAAAGUUCUUUUGCGGUGUUUGUGAAAAGAAAUUUUCCACUGAUGGCCUACUUAAAUCUCACAUGACUACCCACAAGACGGAGAGAAAUUUUAAGUGCGAUAUUUGUUCCUGUACGUUCAAAGACAAAUAUGCCCUGCAACGACAUGGGUUUGUCCACAAUCCAGUGGAACGGGAAAAGAAAGCUACGCAUCUCUGUGAACAGUGUGGAAAAAAGUUUCUGUCGGCAAGUAGUCUACGUUACCAUUUGGCAACGCAUAUGGACAAUAAGCCAUUCGCAUGUGAGGUAUGCAACCGAGCAUUUUCUCGAGAAAGAGAUAUGAUUAAGCAUGCCACAAUUCACGAGAAAGACACCCAUUUCAAAUGUCCCGAAUGUGAUGAAACAUUCCAGUUGAGAAAACAGCUGUUGUUGCACAUUUCUAGGAGACACCCAGAAGAAGAGAAAAUCCACCAAUGUAAAAUAUGUCUAAAGAUCUUCAGUCGAGACGACACGCUUAAAUGUCAUAUGAAACGACACGAGGGAACUGCCUAUCCGUGUGACAUUUGUGAAAAAAUAUUUGAUCGGAAGUCUAAUUUGAAAGUUCACAAGCUUACUCAUACGAUGACAAGUGAUAUUCAGUGCCCUUACUGCCCAAUGAAAGUACGCUACAAGAGAAGUCUGGUUCGACACAUUGCCAGAAGACACAAAAAUGUGGGUCGGAAAGACCCGCACGAAUCUCUGUCACAUGACAGUUUUACUAGGGAUAGUUUGGAGUAUGGAAGCUCAGUGGCUGAUGAAGAGGAAAAGAAUUCGCUUAAUCAAUACUAUGAUGAUGCAAAUAGUAGUUUGUCUUUUAAUGAAGUGGAAAACUUCUCGAAUGAUGAGGAUAGUAACUUUGUACCACAGUACACUUACACAAUCAAUGAUGAUGAUGAUGAUGAUGAUGAAGAGGAGAAUUUUGAUGAUGAUGAAAAUGAUACCAGCUACACUUCCAACCAAGAACCAGAAUUAAGAUUCCAUGAAUCUAAAUCUGAUUUUAAAUUAGAAGAUGGAGAAAUCUCAGGCUCUGUGGAAAACCUCCUAAUAUACAAAAACUCAAGGGUUUCACCCAUGGAUGAAAUAGACAAGAAUGUCAUUGAUAACCAUUUGGAUGACAGACAGCAAGCGCUGAAAAAUACAUCAACUGGCUUUGAUGAAGGACAGAAUGGAUCAUCUACAGAUGAUUACACGGACAAUGAGGAUUAUAACAGUGUACCUUAAUGAGUCUAAAGCUUAAACCACAAUUACUUAAUAUAUUAUCUACAUAGUACAUACCAUGUUUGUAUUGUAAACUUGUCUGUAUUUUUGUUAUUAUUUUAGAAGUACAUGUACAUGUGUAUUUAUGUAUCUUUUUAGGUGACGUUUUGUCUCCUUUUUUGUUUCUUGUGGUGUUUUUCUAUAGAUUUUAUUUUUUAAUGUUUUCUCUGAACUGUUUAAUCUGUAAAUACAAUAAUAUCUUCUAUUGCAUGUAUAUAGCAAAAAUAUUCACAAAUUUAUUAUGAUACAUUAACAUUACAAUCACUUUUAUAUUCUUUUGAAUUUUUUUUUUUGCUUGAAAUGAUACUUUAAAUUAAGAAAAAAAAUUGUGUCUGAAAAGAAAAGAAAAAGAAAUUUGAUGGAUGAAUUUAUGUUUAAUACAGUGUAAAUGUUUUGGAAUUUUUUUAUAUAUAUCAAAAUUUUUUUUCUUCCAAAAUCAUAAUAUUUGAGUAAAUAUUUGAACUGCACAUAUUUUAUUGAAAAAUUUACAUAUACAUGUAUGUCAAUGCACAAGUUCAACAGCCAUAGAUCUGGUAGUUUUGUUUUUUUUUUUUUAGAAUUAAUCCAAUAUAUUGUACAAAGUUUGUAUUUUGAAGACAUCAUGAUAUAUCUUUAAGUUGCUAAAGGGUUUUUCAUCUGUGAAACACUGGAUUAAAAUCUACAAGUAUUCACUCUGUCUAUUAUAGUUGGUUAGAUAAAUUACAAGUCUGUUCAGUAUAAUGUAAACAAAACAAGUGCUUGUAGUAGUAGUAUUGAUAAUAAUCUUUUACUUGGAAUCAAAAUACUAUAAAUUAAUGUUUAAAUUUUCUUUUUUUUAAACACAAACAUAUAUGUACAUACAUGUAUAUACAAAAGUUUUAUCAACAAAAAUGUACCGUGCAAUCUAAUGGAUUUUGAUUAUUUCCCUUUUUUGUGGAAAGAAAAAUUCACAACCCACCAUUUCAUUGCGUAAUGUAGCUUGUUGUUUAAUCUAGAGCAUGUAUAUUUAUAUUCUCUGUUCUUCUUUUAUCUCACUGUUGUUGUUGUAAAUGACGCAUGUUUUGAUAAACAUGUACAUGUAUAAUCCAAAUCAAAAAUUCCAGAUUUUUAUAUUUAACUGUUAUAAUCUUUUAUUUGUAUUUAUUUUUAAGAUUGUACUAGAUAAUUUUUAAAUUUAUUAAACUGUACUAGUACUGAGGUCAUGCAAGUCUGAAAACUUGAUUUUGGUUUGUUUCAUGGCUUUUGUUUAAUAAUUUUAGAAGAAUAUCAGAUACAUAAUAUAUUAAUAGAUAUUUUUAUAUAGUGUACAUGUAAGAACAGAAGACUUUUAAAACCUCCAACCUGAUGAAACCGAAGAAAAAAGCUGUAAUUUAGAGCCGGUUAUUUAUUUAUAUAUUUACUUUGUACAAUACUUGUUUACAGUGUUACAGUUAUAGUGUUGAUAUAGAGUUAUGUUUUUUGUGUUAAACAUAAAUAAUGUGCUUUUGUUUCAAAUUUGAUACAUUAAUUCGGUUUAAAAAAUAGUUUCAUGUCACAAAAAAUCUAUACAUGUAUUAAAUAAGUACUGUUAUUGUACAUUCAGAAGUUGUGUUAUAUAAAUGCAUGUUUGUAUGAACGGGUGAUGAUUAUAACUUAAGGAUUGCUCUUGCCUAACAGGAUUUUUCGUCAGAGAGCUUUAGAUCCUACAAGAGUUAUGUUUCAUGAUUCAAAACUGACUGACACUGUCUGUUUAAUGCCUAUUCCACCCCUUUUUACCACCCAAGCGAAAUUUAGAUCUUAUGAAUUCACGCGGUUAAAGAAAAUAAAUCAUACCAAGGAAAAAUAAUUGGAUCCUUGCCUGAAUUCUCACCCGUUAUAAAAGCUACAUUAACCUCAGCACGUGCAGAUCUAGGGGAAAGGGGGGGGGGGGUCCGGAAUCUUCCUAAAAAUUCAAACUUAUCAAAUUCGCAUAGUAAAAUUUCCGAAAAUAGGUCUAAGACCCACUUGGCAAACAAAAUUAUUAUCCGAAUCACCCACCCCCGGGGACUAUUUUCUGGAUCUGCGCAUGCAGAAAGUUACAAAGUUACAAUCUGAAAGUUUGAUAUAAAAAUGGUUUUAAAAAAACCAACACACUAGUUAGAGGAUAUAUCUUGAUUUUAU